Messenger RNA from Exaiptasia diaphana, 641 nucleotides. RefSeq lists its product as uncharacterized. The record is from RefSeq and is a predicted model, not a curated record. The coding region runs from base 16 to 618 and encodes 200 amino acids. Lineage: Eukaryota; Metazoa; Cnidaria; Anthozoa; Actiniaria; Aiptasiidae. The transcript is spliced from 3 exons.
UGUCAGGAAUGUAUUAUGGAAUUUGCAUUGGGAAAGAAUGAUAAAAAUGGACUCACAACACCUAUUCGGAUUUGUAAUGGACUUUUAGCCCCUGAAUCAUGUUCUAUGGUGGCUCAGGUUCCAAAUGCUGCAUGUGUUUGGUUUGACAGAUCUGUUAUGUUAUCAAGUAAUGAGCCUUACACCAAGCUAUUAUUACUUAUAAAUGAAAUGAAAGGAGAGUUACCUGCAAUUUCAAAGGGAAGCAAAGAAGCCAAAGAACGAUUUGUGUAUAAGUUAUAUUCAACAACAGAAUGCAUACGAUCUAUGAAAACUACAACCACAUCAAGAUAUCAAACUACGGAGCCCUACACUCAUCAGAUGCAUGAGGACGUUACAGAACUUUCAUCUUUUUACAAGCAAGAAAACUUAGAUCACCAGUUUUUACAGGACAUGGAGCUCUUACUAGAUACUUACAGAACUUCAGGGUACAGUGAUUACUUUUUAAGGAGUCUACAAGCUUCUGUAUCACUUGUAUCACAAAGACYGAAUGAAAGUCCAAAGCAACACGUCUCUCACACAAAUGGAUUUUCAUUUAUUGAUUUAAAUCAAACAACAAGCUGUAUGCCACAGUAUUCCUAACAUAGGUUUAUAAAUGCACUUCA